AUGGUUCCUGUGUCUCUGCAGUCACACUCCAAUGACAGCCAAGCCAAGGACUUUACUCGCAUCCUGCCGUUCCAGCUCUCCAUGUCCAUCCUGGGAUUUUUGGACCAAAAAUCCCUGGCUGCGUGUUCUGCUGUGAAUGGCCACUGGGAAUUCCUGGUCAGGCGGCUCCAGGAGGACCAGGGGUGUCGGAGCACAGUACAGAAGAACCUCCUGUGGUUGAAGGAGCUGUGUCCUAGAAAACCCAUCCCAAACUACGCUAAAAGAGUCGAUGUGCAAAUUCCCCAGUUAAAUGAUGAGGGUGAGGUCAUUGAAGUGAAUGACAAGGAGCAGAAGAAGAGACGUAAAUCGAAGACAGAUGAUUUCAGUCUGCACGAAGCCUAUCAGGAACUGAAAACUCACAAGAUCGAGCUGGAAGAGAGGAAUGUCUUCUGUGGCCCCUACAAGACCCGUGUCCUCUUGGAGCAGUUCGACGGGAGAAGGAGAGCCCAUUACAGCGGUGGGGACUGGGUGGCUGCUGCCCACAGGAGAGUGAAGCUACUGCACGUGCCAGCAGGGCAGGACGUGCCCCUGGUGCUGCACGGCCACACCGGGCUCUGCAGAGCUCUGUACCUCUGCGAGGACAUGGGGCUCCUGCUCGGCAGCACCAGCGCCGACCUCAGCAUCAGGUGCUGGAAUAUCCACAGUGGUGCCUGCGUGAGAACUUUCUCAGGGCACUACACCAGUAUCACCUGCCUGCAUUCCCACCAGGAGCACUUUGUAUCAGGAGCUGGGGAUGGCAUGGUGAAAGUGUGGAGCUUGAAGAGUGGGAAAUGUCUGAGGACUCUGAUGCACAAUAGCCCCGUGUGGGCAGUGAGGAUGGACGGGACCCAUGUGGUCAGUGGGGGUCACCGAGGGCUGGUGAAGGUCUGGAGUGCUGAGACAGGGGCUCUGAUCAAGACAUUAGAGAGGCACCAAGGCCCAGUUCUCUGCUUGUCCUUUGACCAGUGGCACCUCGUCACAGGGAGCAGUGAUGGAUAUGCCCUGGGAUGGAGUAUGUUGGGAAAAUUUAGGAGAUGCCUGAUAGCUUUCUUCCAUCCCAAGGAAGUCCUAUCCCUGGAGUUCCUGUACCUCAGAGUCAUCAGUGGCUGUGCUGAUGGACACAUUCGGAUAUUCAACUUCCUGACUGGAACCUGCCUCAGGGUGCUGGAGCCCAACAGCAGCAGGGACCCUGUGUCUGCUCUCUAUGUUGCAGGAAACAGGGUGGUGACCAACUCCCCCAGCAGACUGCUGCUGCUCCAGUUCGAGGCUGUGGUGUGGGACUACUCCCUACCCGCUGACAGAGAGGUGGAGAAAAAGGAGAAGAAGCCCCAGGAGGGGAAGGGUGCCAGUGCAGAGCAGCAGCGAGUUCAGGACAAGUCCCAAAGAUCUCACCAGCCACCAAAGAGCGGUGGAAGACCCAAAAGUGAUGAAGCCAAACAGGGCCCUGCUCCCCCUGCACCUGAGGAGGCAGAGGACACUUUGGAAUAUGAGCUGCCCCAGAGAGAACCGAGCCAUCCAAUGUCCCCUGACAAGUUCCUCUUAACAAUCAGCACCCUGCAGAGCUCCUGCCAGCCAGCCCCAGCCAGCCUCAGCCCUGAGCUCUGUGCAGAAGCCAGGGAAGCACAGCAGCAGUGCCCUGGGAAGGAUCUGAUGUCCAAAAUGCCCCUGCAGCACCAGGAGGAGCAGGCAGCCCAGCUCCAGCGUGCCAGGCUGCACAGCCAUUCUCUGACCAUGACUAAAGUCUCAACUCCCUUUGAAACCAAAAUGCUGCGGCUCAGGCUGAAGAGCUCCUUGCACAGCCCCGCUGUGAAAUCCUCCAUCCCUGCUCCCUGUGUUGUACGUCCCAAGUUUUGUGGCUCGCUGGCAGAAAGGAAAACUCCCAGUGGCCAUGGGAAAGACACUCCUGGCCCCAAAGAUGGGGGUCAGCUCAUCGAUCUCUGCGCAGCUUCUUCAGAGCUGGUCCAGCCAACACCUGGCACGGCUGCACAGAUGAGGAAUGAAGAGAAUAAAGCCAGGAGAAUAAAGCCCUUCUGUCCCUCCAGUUCCCGCAGGGACAGUGGGUUCAGGCUCCUGACAGCAGAGCAGGAGGUGCGUGAGGCAGCUGUGGCAGUUCAGCAGCAGGCACAGCAGGCAAAGCGCACAGAAGAUAAAGAAAGAGCCAGAAGGAAAGCCUGGCUGAGGAAAAUGAGAGGUCUACCUGUGGAUUCUUUUACUGGGGAGAGGAAAACACCUGCUCCAGAACUUGGGCAUAAUACAUUUAUCUGAGGUGAUCCCUGAGUCCAACCAACAGCCACAACCUGGGAUUUGGGUGUCCAGCUGAGUCUGCCAUGUGGCUUUAAGUAUAAAAUACAGAUAUAUUCAUUUAUAUACAUUUAAGUAUAUUUAGUAUAUUGAAGUAUACUCCCUGUGGUUUUAAGUGCAAAACACAUCUCCACUGUAAGUUUUCCUAAGAAAUACUAUUGGUAUAUGCAUCUAUUUCUCAAGGCAGUGAAUGGACUGAGCCCUCUCCUGGAUUUACUCCCAAAACCUGCUGUCCUUACUGACAUGGCACUGUCUGACACCAAUACAGCUCAGGAUGGGCUAACUCGGUGAGAAUAAUAAUAAAAAACAUCUGAGCAGAGCUUCUGUGGAUUGAUUAGGCUGUGGAAUCUGAAGAUGUGUGAACUGAAAGCUGCUGGAUCAGUGGCACAAAGACUGCUCGGAGGCCAGUAACUGGGGGUUGAUCCUGGUUCUGAUUUUGUUUCACAUCAUCAUUAAUCAAUGACCUGGACCAUGACAGGGUGUCCUGAGGUGCCACUAGCCCCAGGGAGGUGCUGCCACCCAGAGGGACCCGGCCAGGCUGGACGCAGAGCUGAGAGAACCUUGGGGAAGUUCAGCAGGGGAAGCUCCAGUGCUGCCCUGGGGAGGAACAGUCCAGCCCCAGGACCUGUGGAAAGCAGCUUAAACUUCAUUUCUGUGAAAUGCGAAAUAGGGUAAGGGGUUCAAUUUCCCCAUUUUUCUGGAUAAAUACCUACAUGUACUUGACUGGGGAGAGUUUCCUGUCCAUGCCAGGGGGAUGGAACUGGACGGUCUUUAAGGUUUCUUACAACCCCAACCAUUCUGUGAUUUUGUAGUUUCCACUAAUGCUGAGGACUUAACAGGAGGACAAAAACCUUUCUAGUAUUUAAAACAAAACAAAACAAACAAAACAAAAAAAACAAACAAACAAAAACCCCAAAAAACCCAAAAACUAAACAAAAAAACACACCUAUUUAUCUAGCUUUGAGUAUCUGGGCUGGUGUACCAAAAAACUGUUGCACAAGAGGUUUGAGAGAGGCCAGUUCUGCCCAUGGUCAUGUCAAGGCACUUUCAGCAGCAGUUCUGGUUUGAAAUUAAAGUCUCUAAAACUCUCUGCACAGUGGGGUUGUGGUUAGUGUUGGUUUGUUUAAUUCAAUGCCAUCUCUGACUUGCAAACCCUGGGAUGAAGCCAGUGAAAAAUAACUGCAGGGAGGCUGGCAGCUGGAGCGACUGGCACAUCUGUGCCAUGGCACAGGGACUGUCACAGGUGGCUGUGCCUGGCACUAGGGAGCAGGGAUGUCACAUUCUGCCACAGGAUGGCAGCUUCUGCCAAGGAUUAGCCCACCCUGCUAAUCUCAACCCAAGGAACCUGUGCCACAACCCCUGGGAAAACGUCUCUUUAGAAAGCCUGAUAGAAAAACAUCAUGGAAAGGCUAAUUCCUUUUUGGCCAUGACGAAGUGAGGAAGAGACGGAAAGCUGGGAGAGGGUGUUGGAGAUGGCCUGGAAGGGAAUUAGGCUGGGGCAAGAGGUCGAGCCUGUGAAGUCACAGAGUUAACUGAGGGGAGGCUGUUUUUCAUAGAAUCCCGGAAAGGUUUGGGUUGGAAGGGAUCAAAGCCCACCCAGUGCCACCCCUGCCAUGGCAUGGACACCUCCCAGUGUCCCAGGCUGCUCCAAGCCCCAGUGUCCAGCCUGGCCUUGGGCACUGCCAGGGAUCCAGGGGCAGCCCCAGCUGCUCUGGGCACCCUGUGCCAGGGGCUCCCUGUGCCAGGGGCUCUCCACCCUCACAGGGGACAAUUCCUGCCCAAUAACCCAUCUAUUCCUGUCAGCGUUAGUGCCUCAGUUAUCUGAACUAAACUGACCUGUUCUGUGCAGCUGCACUUUGGCAGCCUGUGACAAACUGGGCGGUGCAGUAUGCGAUGGCCCCCAAGCAGACAUGGCCUGGCAGAGCGGCAGUAGCAGCAUUUUGGUAGUUUUGGUGUAAACAGGUGUCGCUCGGGCUGUCCUGGUGCUCCCCGAGGUGCAGACAUUACCCUGCUGUGCCGACACCGUGCUGUGUCA
This is a messenger RNA of Prinia subflava (tawny-flanked prinia), 4354 nucleotides long. RefSeq names its product F-box/WD repeat-containing protein 10-like. Lineage: Eukaryota; Metazoa; Chordata; Aves; Passeriformes; Cisticolidae. Gene Ontology annotation, molecular function: protein binding. Bases 1 to 2283 code for a protein of 760 amino acids. The transcript has 12 exons. The record is from RefSeq and is a predicted model, not a curated record.